Messenger RNA from Rattus norvegicus (Norway rat), 1663 nucleotides. Lineage: Eukaryota; Metazoa; Chordata; Mammalia; Rodentia; Muridae. The record is from RefSeq and is a predicted model, not a curated record.
AUUGUGCAGCGCUCCUCCCAGCGGAGGGUUCCGGCUGUGGCCAGUACCUCAGCAUCUACGCGUCGCCCGGCAGGUCCGGGGCUCCGGUCCGUGCCGGUGCAGGCGCCGGCAUGUGGCUGUGGGAGGACCAGGGCGGCCUCCUGGGCCCCUUCUCUUUCGUGCUGGUGCUGCUGCUGGUGGUGACGCGCAGCCCCUUCAACGCCUGUGUGCUCACUGGCAGCCUCUACCUCCUGCUGCGGUUCUUCAGCUUCGAGCCGGUGCCGUCCCGCCGGGCCCUGCAGGUGCUCAAGCCCCGUGACCGCGUGUCCGCCAUCGCCCAUCGCGGCGGCAGCCACGACGCGCCCGAGAACACGCUGGCGGCCAUCCGGCAGGUGAGCCCCGCGCACGCCUCGGGCCUGCACCGUCGCUGGCAUCUCUCCUCCGCAUCCCAGCCCCGCAACCCUCCCCACUCCAGCUAUUUCUAGAAUUCCGCGGGUACUUAUAAAACUUGCUAAGAAUGGAGCAACAGGUGUGGAGCUGGACAUCGAGUUUACUUCUGAUGGAGUUCCUGUCUUGAUGCACGAUAACACAGUAGAUAGGACAACAGACGGGUCUGGCCGAUUAUGUGAUCUGACAUUUGAACAAGUUAGGAAACUUAAUCCUGCAGCAAAUCACAGACUCAGAAAUGAGUUCCCUGACGAAAGGAUCCCCACCCUGAGGGAAGCAGUUACAGAGUGCCUCUGCCAUAACCUCACCAUCUUCUUCGAUGUCAAAGGCCAUGCAGAUAUGGCUUCUGCUGCUCUAAAGAAUAUAUACAUGGAAUUUCCCCAGCUGUACAACAACAGUAUGGUCUGCUCAUUCUUGCCGGAAGUCAUCUAUAAAAUGAGACAAACAGAUCAGAAGGUAAUCACAGCCCUGACUCACAGGCCUUGGAGCCUGAGCCACACUGGAGACGGGAAGCCUCGCUACAGCGUCUUUUGGAAGCAGUCUGUGUUUGUGGUGUUGGACAUCUUGCUUGACUGGAGCAUGCACAAUGUCUUGUGGUACCUGUGUGGGAUUUCAGCCUUCCUCAUGCAGAAGGAUUUUGUCUCCCCGGACUAUUUGAAGAAGUGGUCAGCCAAAGGAAUCCAGGUUGUUAGUUGGACUGUCAAUACCUUUGAUGAAAAGAAUUACUACGAGUCCCACCUUGGGUCCAGCUACAUCACUGACAGCAUGCUGGAAGACUGUGCACCUCACUUCUAGACUCCCCAGGAGGAAACACAGAUGCAAAACUGCCUGGAGGCCUUUUGCAGGGACACGAGAACACUCUGUUAGCACAAGCCCUGGGAAUCCUGCGGCUCAUACUAGCAAUAGCCACAGUUUUACCCCAAGCAGAAACCAGGCAUGGCGACCAUGCUCCAAGGAAGGCUCCACACUUGCCCUUAAAAUUCUGGAUCUGUGAAAAGGCAGGGUGGCCCUACCCAACCCCGCUGAGGGUACAGAGCCACAAGGAUGAGCAGAGUGGGUCCUGCAAUUAGGGCGCAGGCACCAAUGCAUGGGCUUGCAUGAUCACUCCAAGUUGACAUUUUAAAUCUUGCCAUACUUCAGUAAUUCACUUAUUUCCAAUAUUUGUCGUCAGCUCUGUUAAUGGCGACAUGUAGGUGUCAAACUUGUGACCAUACUAAUAAAAUCAUUGAAAGGUGAA